Molecule: messenger RNA, 2003 nt
Organism: Dioscorea cayenensis subsp. rotundata (Guinea yam)
Lineage: Eukaryota; Viridiplantae; Streptophyta; Magnoliopsida; Dioscoreales; Dioscoreaceae
Product: G-type lectin S-receptor-like serine/threonine-protein kinase LECRK3
Exons: 1
Coding region: 15-2003 (662 amino acids)
Biological process (GO): protein phosphorylation
Molecular function (GO): protein kinase activity; ATP binding
Source: RefSeq, a predicted model, not a curated record
ACGGUCUCACCUCAAUGACGAUGACUUCUCCGGUGGUCGUUUUGUCCUUCAAAUGCAGGGCUGACGGGGACGUUGUCAUGUCCCCUUUAGCUCUCCCCACUAAUUCCCUUUACGAGUCAUACUGGGCCUCCUCGACAGCUGGGGUCGGGAACCAGAUCAUCUUCAACAGCUCCGGCGAUCUCUACCUCGAGUUCACAAACAAGACUCUGAUGAAAAUAACAAGCAGCUCGGUUUCCACAACCGAGUUCUAUCAACGAGUCACACUGGACCCAGAUGGUGUUCUCCGGCACUAUGUCUAUCCAAAAAACAAGACCAAGACCAAGACAUCAUCAAAGUCAUGGUCGGAUGCAGGUAAUUGGACGGUCGUUGACUAUGAGCCGUCAGACAUCUGCAUGAGCUUCGGCAGUCGCAUCGGAUCCGGAGCUUGUGGGUUCAAUAGCUACUGUUUGAUUGAUAAGAACCAUCGCCGGAGUUGUGAAUGUCCUACAUCGUACUCUUUUGUUAACCCGGACAACCCAUUCUUAGGCUGCAAACCAGACUUUGCGCUCCCGAGCUGUAGCCAGCUAGCCAACAGCGGCGAGCAAGAAGGGAUGUUCGAGAUGAAAGUGGUGGCAAACACUGAUUGGGUGUACGGUGAUUACGAGAAUUAUGUGUCUUUUGAUGAGGAUCAAUGCCGAGACAACUGUUUGAAGGAUUGCUUCUGUGUGGCUGCACUUUUCAGUGGCUUGGGUAAUGGUUGUUACAAGAAGAGGUAUCCUUUAUCCAAUGGGAGGUCUGGCACUGAUAUCAUGGGAACAACACUAUUAAAGGUAGCAAAAACUAAUUUUACUACCACUUCUUCUCCUCCUCCUUCGCCUUCCAUUGAUCAGACUCCACAAUAUUUUGGUCCUGAUAAUCACAUUACCAACAAAGACCAUAAAGUUUGGAUUGUUGUUGGCCCAUUGGCUCUGUCUUUAUCUCUGCUCAUCUUGUUUGUCUGCUUUGCCAACUUCAUCACAAAAGCAAGAAGAAGAAGAAGAAGAAGAAGAUUUGGUCAUGGCAACAACUCCAGCGUCUCUGAGUCAGAUACUCUGAGAUGUUUCACAUUCAGAGAGCUCGAAGAAGCCACCAGUGGCUUCACCAAAGAGCUCGGCAGAGGAUCGUCCGGCAUUGUUUAUGAAGGAAUAGUGUUUCAGUUACGUAUAGCAGUGAAAAAACUGGACAAGAACUUUCGAGAGAUAGAAAAGGAAUUCAUUGCAGAAUUGCAGUCCAUCGGCCGGACACAUCAUAAGAACUUGGUUCAAUUGUAUGGUUACUGCAAUGAAGGCAGCAACCGUCUCUUGGUAUAUGAAUUUAUGAGCAAUGGUUCAUUGACAAGUUUUCUAUUCGAGCAAGGUACUGUUAAGCGGGCAUGGAACAAGAGAGUAGAGAUUGCCAUGGGGAUUGCCAGAGGUGUUCUAUACUUGCAUGAAGAGUGUAGCUCUUCAAUCAUUCACUGUGACAUCAAACCACAGAACAUACUCUUGGAUGAUGAUCUUAAUGUUAGAAUCUCUGAUUUUGGGUUAGCUAAGUUACUUAGAUCAGAUCAAACAGGGACUCUGACAGGGAUUAGAGGGACUAAAGGGUAUAUUGCACCGGAGUGGUUCAAUAGCAUGCCCAUUACCAACAUGGUUGAUGUCUAUAGUUUUGGAGUGAUACUUUUGGAGAUUAUAUGUUGCCGGAGAAAUUUGGAGCUUGAGAAUAGUUGUGAGGAAAAGGAAGUGCUUGUUUAUUGGGCAUAUGAUUGUUAUAUAGAUGGGAAGGUGGAGUUGUUGAUUGGUGAUGAUGAUGAUGAUGAUGAUGCCAUGCCUGACAUUGAGCAAUUUAAGAGAUUUCUGAUGCUAGCCAUUUGGUGUGUUCAAGAGGAUCCCUCAAAUAGGCCAACGAUGAGGACCGUUAAUCAAGUUUUGGAUGGUGUUGUUGCUGUUCCUGCUCCUCCGAACCCUUCCAGUGAUUUCUCCAAGUUAUUUUCAAGAUGUUCAUAA